Messenger RNA from Microdochium trichocladiopsis, 3282 nucleotides. RefSeq lists its product as uncharacterized. The coding region runs from base 289 to 3066 and encodes 925 amino acids. Lineage: Eukaryota; Fungi; Ascomycota; Sordariomycetes; Xylariales; Microdochiaceae. The record is from RefSeq and is a predicted model, not a curated record. The transcript has a single exon.
UCGCCUUACUGGUUGGUCGGGCACGACUACGACAAGGAUCGCCGCCAAUUUGUUUGCUGUGAACGACGACGUUUACACAACCGGCAACUUAGCGCAACCUCGGCCAGCCCAGCUUCAUUGGAACCAACGCAAUUCCACCGGCUCUCUUCACCAACCCCUCGCGUGUGGCUUUGAAUUUCGGCAUCCAGCUCCAAUGUGGCAGAAGCGAUAGACAUAUCACCGCGUGCGUGUCCAGCGACAAGGGUUGUUUGAACACACGGCACCAGCUCUCUGGUGGCUGUAGUCAAGAUGGGGCAGAAACCCAAAUCAAAAUUUAUGUUCCCCAUACCGGGGCGGAAAGCCAAAGAUGCCUCCCCGACCAACAUCUCCGCACCGCUUAGCAAGGCGCAGCGACUUCUCGGCACUGGCGAAAUCAACAUUGACCACACAGGACAGUGGAAAGGUCAUGAAGGAUGGGACGCUCAAUCCUCUGGCGGCAUCAGCGUAUCUGUGUCAGAGAGCAGCAUGGGUGGCCGCACUAAUUCGACAUAUCGCGCAGGGCAGCACCACGGCGUUCCCCAACUCACCAUCAACCACAGAGGCUGGGACGAGGAAUCGGAUGUGGUCCCGCGUCAUUUGCACAGUGCCAGCGGCCUUGGCCUUCGCCAACAACGGUCGGCGGCUACACUGGGAGCUGACUACUAUUCCGGCGACACUGCGACAGACAUGUCCAGCAUACGGCGGCGACAGUCCAACUCUACAAUUAACACGCAUUACGACAAGUCACACGUCCCAUUGUCGGUAUCUCAGCAGACGUCAAACUCUGCCAUUGCCCUAGGCCCAUACUUUGAUCAGUUCCAUCCCGACACUAUCGCUGCUAGUCGCAAAAAGCGGCCUUCCAAGUUGGAUCUCCUAAGAGGCAAGGUCCGGCAUGAUCCGCCCACAAGCGCGAAGACGGCGAGCCCCAAUCUAGGCGGUGGGCACACUCUAGUCCGGUCGCCAUCCAUGAUGUCCUUCAAGUCGUCAUGGGGCGGCUCGACGCCUAAUUUGGUCGAGCAGAGAACGCCGAAGAAAUUGGUUCGCCGCAGUCAACAGCCGGCUUUGAACGUAGCCACCCAGCCCACGCAUCACCGACCUUUGCGUGAUGCGGCGGGUUUGCACCAACUGUACGAUCACUACGAAGAGAUGUCUUUCCGCAAUGCCCCCUCACCGACAGAAGAGGAUGAUCCUUCGUUCUUGACCUCUGACCCGUUCGAGACUGUCCGUAGGCCGGCGACUGCUCAGACCUCGGUCAGCUUGCCCGCUGUGAAGCCCAUGAUCCGGGAACCGCAGUCGCCGUCCGACAAGAGUUCGACCCGCACGCGCAAUCUCACUAGCGGCUCGGGCACAACGGACCCAAUGGAUUCGACAAUCAGUUCCAUGACGGACUACGCUGCCAGCGUAUCAAGCAGACAUACACGCACGUCUAAGGCAUCCCGUACCGACCGUAGCAUACAGAGCAUUGAUCGUCAACAGAACAGCGUUCUCUCCUUGUCCGACUCCGAUUCAGACGAGGACUCGCUCCCAAGAUCAUCACCGUCGCCGCAUCUUGGGUCCUCAAAGGCAGAGAGGAAUCUCGGCAUCAUGUCCGCCAUGGACCAUGUCAGCUACACGCCCGCCAACGAUCGGUCUGGCAUUCCCAAUACGGCACAGAUCAAACCCAUCAAGGCUUACCUUGAUAUCCCCCGGACCUCGUCAAGGACGGCGGCUUCACGAUCCAGGUCGAACAGCGCUUCGCACUCUCAGCGAUCAUCAGGAAGUACGGUUUCGCCUUAUUCCGGCGCAUCUCUGUCCUCGGAUGGUGCUCAACAGUCUAUCCGGUCGCGAGCUUCCGACGACGAGUCUCCAAGGCGUGUCCAUGAAGCCCAGUCAGUCACGCUCCAUCCCCUUGCAUCGACCAUGGAGGCCGCGGUGGAAGAGCUAGACAAGGAAGCACCAUUGUCGGAUUUCCAGAAGAUGCUUUCUGGACCUGGUCCCCAAGGUAGAACACGCGACUCGCGUUCGUCAGAGCAGCCCACGCCGCCUCUGUCACCAAACAGUGUUGAAUUCUAUUUCCGCUCCCCCGAGUCCAUCCGGCGCGAUUCUGCGGCCAGCAAUUCUAGUGAGAAGAACAAUGCACGCUUCAUGGCCGUGACACGCCAAGAGGAGAUGCUGUUAGCUGCCCUGCGCGAGAAGCGGGCCAAGAUGAGGGCGAGCAGCCAGUCCCUGGUAGCUGCACCAGAGAAGGGUGGGCGCGUCAGUGAAGCAUCGACAAGGUCACCCCCUAGACAGUCCGUUGUCAUUCCUCAACGGAGAUCAUCUGCCAACGCAGCCGACGCGGUCGAAUCCGCCGACGCUGGCUUCGCGCCUAACUUGCUGGGUACACUACAGGAGGAAGCACCCUAUACAGGUGCUACCGAGUCCCAGCAGUCGUCUCCAGAAGGCGCAGCUUCUGCCCCGAGUUCCACUCGCAAGAACGGCAAGGCCCGACAAGAACGAGUCCUUCUCUACCUCGACAGGCCUAUCAGUCGUGUUGGCGCAAUCGAUCUCGCUGAGCCAAGUCCGGAUUUGACAGAAUUCAUGGGCAGCGUCGACGGUCGGAGCGACGACGAAUGGGCUGAAGAUGACCGACGAACUCGCGUCAAGUCGACGAGAUGGACCACCUUCAGCAAACAUGGCUUUUUCUCGAAUAGCGAUGCCGGCCGGCCACGAGCAGACUCGGCAGCGGUCACCCCCAAAUUGCUGGCCCAAGCACAGCCUAGGCUAGCCGAUCUCCCUGAAAGCGAGAGCGAGUACGAGGACGAUGACUUGUACCUGGAUGACUUUGAUUUCAACGACUUCCCAGAGCCCGGCGGCAAGGUUGUUAGAGCACCCAUCGAGGCGGCGCCAGCUGCGACUGGCCGAGGGGCUCCGUCCAGUGCGUUGCCACCACUGCCCAGCAAGAAGCCUUCUGCAACCGGAACCACUGGACAUGAGCCUAAGAAAAGCUUGGCACGGCUGAGCGCUGUUGGCGGUUUGGCGACGGCGCCUGCCCGUUCCCCAGUGCCAUGGUGGGGAGACGACGACUGAGCAUCAGGGAGAUUACGCCUUGAGCACCAUUUCCUUCCAAGUAACUUGGGCCUGAUAUAGAACGCCGUCGAUGUCUUACGAACAUUACUGCUGCCAGCAUAUUGAGCGUGAUACGGACGAGACGCGCAGACAUUACGAAACACCUUUCCUUGGUCACGAUACACAAGCAUAUUAAUAUCCAAAAGCAACAAGUUGGGGCUCUGGAAAUCCCAACAA